CAUCAUCAUGGACACAAGCCCGGACCAGUCCUUCCCCGGCAGUCACUGGCUCCACUUCUCCGUGUACCUCAUCACCUUCCUGGUGGGGCUCCCCCUCAACCUGGUGGCACUGGUGAUCUUCAUAGGCAAGCUGCAGCGCCGCCCCGUGGCCGUGGACGUGCUCCUGCUGAACCUGACCCUCUCGGACCUGCUGCUGCUGCUCUUCCUGCCGUUCCGCAUAGUGGAGGCGGCCAGUGGCAUGCACUGGCCCCUACCCUCCAUCCUCUGCCCCUUCUCCAGGUUCCUCUUUUUCACCACCGUCUAUCUCACUUCCCUGUUCCUGGCAGCUGUGAGCAUCGAGCGCUUCCUGAGUGUGGCCUAUCCACUGUGGUAUACGACCCGGCCCAGGCUGGUACAGGCUGGCCUGGUCAGCGGGGCCUGCUGGUUCCUGGCUGGUGCACACUGCAGCGUGGUCUACUUCACCGAACUCUCGAGGAACUCUUCCUACAGCGAGGGUACCCAAAACACCUGCUACCUGGCAUUUGAGGAGAAACAGCUGGCUGUUCUCCUGCCUGUCCGGCUGGAGAUAGCUGUGGUCCUUUUUGGGGUGCCUCUGCUCAUCACCAGCUACUGCUACAGCCGCCUGAUAUACUUGCUCAGUAAGGGAGCCAGCCGUCACCGGCGGAAGAGGGUGGCAGGGCUUGUGGCAGCUACACUCCUCAACUUCCUCGUCUGCUUUGGGCCCUACAAUGUGUCCCACGUUGUGGGUUACAUUCAGGGUAAAAGCCCGGGGUGGAGAAGUUAUGUGCUGCUCCUCAGUACCCUGAAUUCCUGUGUUGACCCCCUGGUCUACUACUUCUCAUCAUCUGGGUUCCAAGCUGACUUUCAGGGGCUGCUGGGGAAGCUGCCUGGGGCCCGAGGNUUUUGGAGGCAGGAGGGCAGCAAAGAACAGGAGAAGAGCGGAAGAGAGGGGCCGCAUCGGGAGCUGUCUAACCUGGAGAACAGAUAGUGGGCCCUAGGAGGGCAGUGGAGCGGGCAGCCAAGUGGCAUGGACUGAAAGACACCCACAGAGCAGUUGCUAGCUCAAGUCAGGCAGGACCUCGGAGAGGCAGGCUGGGGAUUGAUGCAGCCAGGGCAGAGCGGGCACCCAGCCUUCCAAAGGAUGUGCUCACCCAAGCCCGACUCUUGAUCUCACCCCACUGUCCUCCCUUCCCAUCCCCCCACAGGCUCUAGCUUAGGCUCUGGGAAGUAGUCAAGGUGAGAGAGAGCUCUGGAGAGAAAUGAGUUCCCCGUGGCAGCAGGCCAGCUCCUGUGCUUUACUGAGGGUGAAGAAGCAAUUGAGAGCAGUGCCCAGGGUCUGAGGGGACUUCCCAGUGACUUGGGACCAGAGAGAAGGAGAAUCUACCCUUCCGAGCCACUGGCCUGGUAGGUCAGGGGUAGGGAAUGCAGGACUCCGGGCACAGGGAGCAUCCUGCUCACGUGAGCUUUUCCAGAAAGUUUCCAUUGUUCAAUAAAUUCAACUUUUCAGGGACGUGUAUGAAAAAAAAUGACAGAACAGAAACUACCUAAAUAAAUUUGACAGCAAGCAAAAGAGAAUGGUCUUUCCUUACUCUGUCUUCUUAUGGUGUAUGCGGGUCAGGUGGAAUUGGUGGACGGAAGGAUAAAACUCCUAGACUCUACAGGAAUAGGGCUAAACAGUGAGAUGCCCGGAUGCUGGGAGAGGAUCUGGGUUGGAGGAAUAAAAAUAAUAGCUCAUCCAUCUUGAGGGCUUGUCCUGACACGUGGGUUUCUUCAACCUUCUGGACGGUGAGCGGCCAU
Messenger RNA from Hipposideros armiger (great roundleaf bat), 1797 nucleotides. RefSeq names its product free fatty acid receptor 3. Gene Ontology annotation, biological process: G protein-coupled receptor signaling pathway; cellular response to fatty acid. Gene Ontology annotation, molecular function: G protein-coupled receptor activity. Bases 8 to 988 code for a protein of 326 amino acids. Gene Ontology annotation, cellular component: plasma membrane. The record is from RefSeq and is a predicted model, not a curated record. The transcript is spliced from 2 exons. Lineage: Eukaryota; Metazoa; Chordata; Mammalia; Chiroptera; Hipposideridae.